This is a messenger RNA of Striga hermonthica, 1008 nucleotides long. Lineage: Eukaryota; Viridiplantae; Streptophyta; Magnoliopsida; Lamiales; Orobanchaceae. The record is from the annotation of a GenBank genome assembly.
AUGUCCUUGAAUUUCUUCAUAUCCAUCUUCUUCUUCUUCUUCCUCACUUCAGCUCUCUGCUUCUUCUCAUCACUAUCUGCAGAGAAUGAGAACUCAGCUGGCGGGCUUGCCAUGAACUAUUACAAGGACACGUGUCCACAAGCAGAGGACAUCAUAAAAGAGCAAGUCCAGCUUCUGUACAAGCGCCACAAGAACACCGCUUUCUCCUGGCUCAGGAACAUCUUCCAUGACUGCUUUGUUGAGUCAUGUGAUGCAUCGCUUUUGCUCGACUCGACGAGGAGAAUGCUGUCCGAGAAGGAGACGGAUAGAAGCUUCGGUAUGAGGAAUUUUAGGUAUAUCGAGACGAUUAAGGAGGCUCUCGAGAGAGAGUGCCCCGGCGUUGUUUCGUGCUCGGAUAUUCUCGUAUUGUCCGCUCGGGAUGGCAUUGUUGCUCUUGGAGGGCCACAUAUCCAACUUAAAACAGGAAGAAGAGAUGGUAGAAAAAGCAGAGCAGAUAUAUUAGAGCAGCAUUUACCAGACCACAAUGAGAGCAUGAGUGUUGUUCUUGAUCGCUUUGCAAACAUCGGCAUCAAUACCCCUGGAGUUGUUGCCUUGCUCGGGGCCCACAGCGUGGGGCGAACCCACUGCGUGAAGCUGGUCCACAGGCUCUACCCGGAGGUGGACCCCGCACUCGACCCAGGCCACGUGGAGCACAUGCUGUACAAGUGUCCCGACGCGAUACCCGACCCGAAGGCCGUGCAGUACGUGAGGAACGAUCGUGGCACGCCAAUGAAGCUCGACAAUAACUACUAUCGAAACAUACUCGACAACAAGGGUCUCCUGAUCGUCGACCACCAGCUGGCAACCGAUAAACGGACCAAGCCAUUUGUGAAGAAGAUGGCCAAGAGGCAGGACUAUUUCUUUAAGGAGUUUGCACGGGCUAUUACGAUUCUAUCAGAGAAUAAUCCCCUCACCGGGACUAAGGGUGAGAUACGGAAGCAGUGCAAUCUUGCUAACAAGCUGCACUGA